Staurois parvus is the source of this 348-nucleotide messenger RNA. The record is from the annotation of a GenBank genome assembly. NCBI's taxonomy places the organism in Eukaryota, Metazoa, Chordata, Amphibia, Anura, Ranidae.
AUUGCAAACCAGUCUCUAGCCUGCUUGGAUCUCACACGCAAUUAUUUGCAGGACUCUGGAAUAAAACUUCUAUGCAAAGGGUUAACAAACAAGGAUUGUGUACUGCAGGAACUAAGACUGGUAGAUUGUGGUUUGACAUCAAGUUGUUGCGCUGACCUAUGCUCUUUUAUUACUACAAACCGAACUCUGACCAUGCUGGAUCUGUCCAAGAACACAGUGGAUGACUUUGGACUCAAAGUUCUGUGUGAGGGACUUAGACAUCCAGGCUGUACCAUACAGGAUCUGAGAUUUAAGGAAUGUAAUUUCUUCCCAUCCUACUGUGAAGAUCUCGCCAACAUUCUCUCCAAC